Molecule: messenger RNA, 1176 nt
Organism: Anopheles marshallii
Lineage: Eukaryota; Metazoa; Arthropoda; Insecta; Diptera; Culicidae
Exons: 3
Coding region: 1-1176 (391 amino acids)
Cellular component (GO): nucleus
Molecular function (GO): zinc ion binding
Source: RefSeq, a predicted model, not a curated record
AUGUCCAAUGAAACCAUGGAUGCUGAAGAGCAGGGACAAGAUAAAACGUGCCGUUUGUGUUUGAAGAAUAUCACCCGAACUGGAAACAAGGUCGGUAUCGAUAUUUCGGAUAGCUUGGAUAUUCGAAAAUUACUCCUGGAAGUGUAUGAAGUGAAGGUACUGACCACCGACAGCAGCCCAACUAUGAUGUGCAUGCCUUGCUAUCAACAACUAGUAAAACACUAUUCAUUUCGCAUGAAACUUUUUACGAGUAGGAAAACAUUUAAACUAAAUCAAUCGUUGUUGGUCACACACAUUAUUGCUUUCGGAGACAAUUCCCAACAAGAAGCGGAUACGAAAACCGAUGGCGAUAGGUUUGUUUCCUCGAAAGAACAAUCUACUCAAACGGAGACACCAGGGUCAUCAGAGCAUAGUUCUCCUAUCACAACCAAAUCAUUGGAUAAUGGACGUAGACAAAACGAAAAAUCAGCAAGCAAUGUGAAACAAAAACCACGGGACAAUGCAGUAACUGCUACAAACACCAUCAGUGCGGAAAAGCGAUUGGUGCCACUAGUUGUGGACUGUCUCAAGGAGCCACUCUACUUGAAGGCACUACACCCCAUACUGGCGUCAACUAGACCGGACAAUCUUGCACCGUUGUUGUUUCUUUGCAGUCGUUGCUACAAGACAUUCAAUUCCAAAGAAAAGUUGGAACACCACCAGUCAGAGGGUUGUGUUGCGUGCUGUCGCUUCUGCCAGUCGGAACAGCAGGUGGAUCAUAGUUGCCCGAAACAACGGGAAUACGCAUCUUUCAUGCGACAUAUUGUUGGCACCCAGAAAUAUGUCAGCACGCAUGCCACCACUAAUGCCAUUUCUGAGAACAUUGCUGAUGAAUCGGUUGCACGCGUUGAACGGGAGAAGAGUAUCGAGCCAAAGCUAAAGAAGAGGAAACUGGACGCUAACCAUAAUGGACGAGAUUCAUUAUCCGAACGCAACUCGACUACACCUUAUUCAUUGCAUGCAGAGAUACCCCACAUUCAAGCAGCUGAGGCACGGCCCGAACCAGCAUUACCCAGUGUUGCAGCUUCCGUGGUCAACGUUUCAUCUUCGGAUGAUGACUCUUCGAAGUUAAUAAUAGAUGAACCUAAACCACCCGCCAGAGACCGUUCGAAAUCCAAAAAACGGAGGAAAUAUUAA